AUGUCUUCAGCCUGGUCGCCGCUCUCCAUCCCAGACUCCCCCGCGGAGCCGUUCACCGACUACUCGCGCUGGCGGCUGCGCGACACGACCGACGGGCGCCAUGUGUGGGACUACCUCCGCUCGGACGCGGAGUGCGCCGCGCGACCCCAGACCGACGCGGACAAGUACUGGCUCGGGAUUCCUCUGGACUGCCCGCGGCUGCCUCCGCCCGCGUCCCCGCUCGACGCGGCGCGCAACGGGUACACGUUCUACAAGCACCUGCAGGCCUCGGACGGGCACUGGGCGGGCGAGUACGGCGGGCCGAUGUUCCUGCUCCCGGGGCUCGUCAUCGGGUCGUACGUGACGGGCAUGGCGUUCCUGCGCGAGGAGCGCCUCGAGAUGGUGCGCUACGUGCUGAGCCGCGCGCACCCGGACGACGGGGGAUGGGGCCUACACGUCGAGGGGCACUCGACGGUGUUCGGGACGGCGAUGAACUACGUCGCGCUGCGCCUACUCGGGGUCGCGGCGGAGCAUCCGGCCAUGGUCAAGGCGCGCGCGACGCUGCACAAGCUCGGCGGGGCCGCCGCGUCUCCGUCGUGGGGCAAGCUCUGGCUGUCCGUGCUGAACGUGUACGACUGGGACGGCAACAACCCGAUCCCCUCGGAACUCUGGCUGCUGCCGAAGUGGGUCCCGUUCCACCCGUCGCGGUGGUGGAUCCACGUCCGCACGGUGUACGUGCCCAUGAGCUACCUGUACGGCGUCCGGUUCAAGGCUGAGGAAGACGACCUCAUCCGGUCGUUGCGCCAGGAGAUCUAUACGCAGCCGUUCGAGACGAUCGACUGGCCUGCGCAGCGCAACAAUGUUUCGGCGGCGGACAUGUAUGCGCCCCACAGUGGCCUGUUCGAUUUUAUUAAUGUCAUCCUGGGCAUGUACGAGCAGUGCGCGGUGCCCCCCGUGCGCCACGCGGGGCUCGCGGCCGCGUACAACCUCAUCGUGCUCGAGGACGAGAACACGGGGUACCAGACGCUCGGGCCCGUGUCCAAGAUGAUGAACCUCGUCGCGCGUUUCCACGCGGAGGGCGCGGACAGCGCCGCGGUGCGGCUGCACGACGAGAAGCGGCGCGACUUCAUGUGGGUCGGCGCGGAGGGCAUGAUGAUGUGCGGGACGAACGGGAGCCAGCUGUGGGACAUCGGGUUCGUCACGCAGGCGCUCGUCGAGACGGGCCUGGCGCGCGAGGAGGCGAACCGCGAGAGCCUGGUGCGCGCGCUCGCGUGGCUCGAGCAGUGCCAGAUCACGGAGGACCCGAGACAUUUCGCGACGAGCAAUCGUCAUCGCACGAAGGGCGCGUGGCCGUUCAGCACGAAGGAGCAGGGAUACACGGUCAGCGACUGUACGGGCGAGGGCCUCAAGUCUGUGAUCUACUUGCAGAACCACUUGGACUUCACGCCGACGCUCGUAUCGGAGAGACGGAUAUUCGAUGCCGUCGAUACGCUGCUCACCAUGCAGAACCCUAGUGGCGGAUUCGCCAGUUACGAGCUUAUCCGGGGUCCAAGUUGGCUGGAGAUGCUCAAUGCCGCAGAAGUGUUCGGCAACAUCAUGAUCGAGUACGCAUAUCCCGAAUGCACCACGUCCGUCAUCACCUCGCUCUCCAUCUUCCGCAAAGAGUGGCCUAGCUAUCGGGCUGCUGAGAUCGAAUCGACGAUCAAGGGUGCUAUUGGGUACUUGCAUCGCGCGCAGAAGCCCGAGGGCGGCUGGUUCGGCUCGUGGGGCAUCUGCUUCACGUACGCGACGAUGUUCGCGCUCGAGAGCCUCUCCCUUGUCGGGGAGACCUACGAGACGAGCGCACAUGCCCGGCGGGCGUGCGAUUUUCUGAUCGGGAAGCAGCGCGCGGACGGCGGGUGGGGCGAGUCUUACAAGACGUGCGAGACGGGGGUGUGGGUGGACCAUAAGGACACGCAGGUCGUGGGGACCUGCUGGGCCGCGAUGGCGCUGAUGUAUGCCAAGUACCCCGAUCCCGCGCCCAUCGCGAACGCGGUGAGGCUCGUCAUGUCGCGGCAACUGCCCGAUGGCUCGUGGCCGCAAGAGGCGAUCGAGGGGGUGUUCAACAAGAGCUGCGCGAUCUCGUACCCUAAUUUCAAGUUCGCGUUCACGGUGUGGAUGCUCGGGAAGGCGCAGAAGUACCUCGAGGAGCGGCAGGCGCUGGCACUGGUAGCGGUGGGAGCGUAG
Messenger RNA from Heterobasidion irregulare TC 32-1, 2205 nucleotides. RefSeq lists its product as uncharacterized. Gene Ontology annotation, biological process: ergosterol biosynthetic process; triterpenoid biosynthetic process. Bases 1 to 2205 code for a protein of 734 amino acids. The record is from RefSeq and is a predicted model, not a curated record. NCBI's taxonomy places the organism in Eukaryota, Fungi, Basidiomycota, Agaricomycetes, Russulales, Bondarzewiaceae. Gene Ontology annotation, cellular component: lipid droplet. The transcript is spliced from 11 exons. Gene Ontology annotation, molecular function: lanosterol synthase activity.